This is a messenger RNA of Xiphophorus couchianus (Monterrey platyfish), 687 nucleotides long. RefSeq names its product gastrula zinc finger protein XlCGF8.2DB-like. The record is from RefSeq and is a predicted model, not a curated record. Gene Ontology annotation, molecular function: DNA-binding transcription factor activity, RNA polymerase II-specific; RNA polymerase II cis-regulatory region sequence-specific DNA binding. The annotation marks the transcript as partial. Gene Ontology annotation, cellular component: transcription regulator complex; PcG protein complex; chromatin. NCBI's taxonomy places the organism in Eukaryota, Metazoa, Chordata, Actinopteri, Cyprinodontiformes, Poeciliidae. Gene Ontology annotation, biological process: regulation of transcription by RNA polymerase II. The transcript has 3 exons.
CAAAAACAGGAAUUAACUCGUCACAUGAUGAUUCACACUGGUGAAAAGCCGUUUUCAUGUGUGAACUGUGGAAAAAGUUUUAGUCGAAAACUGCAUUUAACUAGACACAUGAGAACUCAUACAGGUGAAAAGCCAUUUUCAUGUGUGACCUGUGGGAAAACUUUUAGUCGAAAAGAUGAGUUAACUCAGCACAUGAUGAUACACACAGGUGAAAAGCCGUUUUCAUGCGUGAGCUGUGGAAACAGUUUUAUUCGAAAACGGGAUUUAACUCAGCACAUGAUGAUUCACACGGGUGAAAAGCCGUUUUCAUGUGUGACCUGUGGAAACAGUUUUAUUCGAAAACAGGAUUUUACUCAGCACAUGAGGAUUCACACUGGUGAAAAGCCGUUUCCAUGUGGAAAUUGUGGAAAAAGUUUUUGUCAAAAACAACAUUUAAUUAGGCACAUGAGGAUUCACACUGGUGAAAAGCCGUUUUCAUGCGUGACCUGUGGAAAGAGUUUUCGUCAAAAACAGGAAUUAACUCGUCACAUGAUGAUUCACACUGGUGAAAAGCCGUUUUCAUGUGUGACCUGUUUAAAAAGUUUUGGUGAAAAACGGAAGUUAAUUCUGCACAUGAUGAUUCACACUGGUGAGAAGCCGUUUUCAUGUGUGACUGUGACACUCAGCAUUGUCGAGUGCCAAGGUUAA